Molecule: messenger RNA, 2945 nt
Organism: Aphidius gifuensis
Lineage: Eukaryota; Metazoa; Arthropoda; Insecta; Hymenoptera; Braconidae
Product: TBC1 domain family member 31
Exons: 2
Coding region: 449-2788 (779 amino acids)
Cellular component (GO): centrosome
Molecular function (GO): protein binding
Source: RefSeq, a predicted model, not a curated record
UUUUUUUUUUUUCUUUUUUUUUUUUCAAGUUCACAUUGAGUAGGAUCAUUUUACAUUUAUCAUUUUAUUAACGAAUAAAUUAAUAUUAUAAUAAUUUAUUGCUGUCGUGUGUAUAUUGACGAUAUCAACAUUAUUUUUAUGAUAUAUUAAUAAUAAUUAAAUAAUUUUUCCUUGAGACUUUGAAAGAGAGAAAAAGAAAUGAUGACAAAAAAAUACAAUUUCCGUAAAAUGUUAAAUUCUCAUAAAUACGUUGAUAAUUUGUCAUGUUUUUUUUUUUAUUUACCUACUUACUUUUAAAAUAAAAAAAGUUUCCGGUUUUAUAAUUAAAUUAAAUAUUUAACUGACCAAUAAGAAUGGUCAAAUUUAUAUAAACAAUCAAACAUAACCUUAAUUUAUAAAAUGUCAAGCCGACUGUCAAAAUAUUGAAAUAAAAAUAAACACAUGAAAAAUGUCAUCAGAAAAUUGGAGUAAAUUAUCAAAACUUGGUCCAGAAUAUUACAAAUUAACAUUAGACAAUGUAACGGAAAAAUAUCAAACAAGAAAAAAUUUUCUACACCUUUGUUUUAAUGACAAUGACGAAAAUUUAAUUGGCAUUGAUUCAAAAGGUAGUGUAUAUUUAUUUGAAUAUUUUUCAACUGGUUGGAGUUUUGUUUGUCUUGGAACAAUUGGCCAAUCAACAUUUGUGUCAUACAGUCCAAUUGCAAAAUGUGAAAUACUCGUUGGACAAACAACAACUGAUGUUAAAAUUUUAAAACUAUCACAUGAAUCAUUGACACAAUUUUGUACAUUAAAAGGUCACAAAAUAUCACCAACAUGUAUAACAUAUUACAAUAAUUAUUGCUUAACUUGUUCACUAAAAGAAGCAGUGAUAUGGAAUUUACAAACUGGUGAUAAAAUUCAUCAGUUACGUCUUGAUACAAGUCAUCUUAAAAAAUCAAUAAUAUCAUCAAAUGGUCUAAUUGCUGUUUUAUAUAAAAAUAAUACAAUACAAUUAUGGAAAUUCAAUGAUUUUAAUAAUGACAAAAAAAUUAUAUUAAAUGAUUACAAUAUGACUAAUGCAAAAGAUUUAAUAUUUGUUGAAAAUGGAAGAUGCAUGAUUGUUUGUGGUGGUGGUGGUGGUGGUGUUGGUAAAAAAAAUAUAUUAAUAUUUGAAACAAAAACAUGGACUGUAACAAUGGCCAUUGAAUUGGCUGGUAUAACAUCAUCACCCAGAAGAAUACAGCUACUUGAACCAACACUUGAUAGUGGUCUUAAAAAAAUAUUAAUUAUUCUAUUUGACAAUGGUAAUUUAAAGCUACUUGAUUUAUCAACAAAUAAAUUUAUUCCAAUCAUUGAUAAAAUAUUUGAUGGAAUUAGAAAAUUUUGUUUAUCACCACAAGGUCAAUGGAUUGCAGCAAUUCAAUUUGAUGGUUCCAUCACAAUAAAUGCAAUUAAUCAAAUUAUUAAAAUUACAAAAAAAAAUAAUAAAUCUGUAGAAAAUAUUAAAUCAUCAUCAUCAUCACAUCGUGUUGAUGAACAUCUUGAGUGUAUUAGACAACAAGUCAAUGAACAAUUAACAAAAAAUAGAUUAUUACCAAUAUUAAAAGAAUUUAAAGAAUAUCCAGAAAGACAUCGUCCACGUAUUUGGAAAAGUCUAUUAAAUUUACCAGAUAAUCGUAAAGCAUGUCUUGAGCUAACAGAUAAAAUUGCUGAUGACAUGAAGCCUGAAAUUUUAAAAGAUUUAAAUUUAACUGACAAAAGUAAAGGAACAAUUCUCAGUUUAACUGUUGAAAAAUUAGUUUGUCUUUGUCCAUUGUUGAGUCAAGCAUCAUUUAUUCCAGAACUAAUAUUUCCAUAUUUAAUUGUAUUUAAAAAUGAUUCAUUAGCUGCAUUUGAAAUGUCUCUUACAAUUAUUAUGAAUUUUUGUAAAAAUUGGUUUGAGUAUCAUCCACUUCCACCGAUAAAUAUACUUGGAAUUAUUGAAAAUAUAUUGAUGGAAGUUGAUCCAGAAUUACUUGGUUAUUAUUGUCAAAUAAAUGUUACAUCAAGUGAAUAUGCUUGGCCACUAUUGAGGACAACAUUGAGUGAAGUAUUGACAGCAAAUGAAUGGCUGAUACUUUGGGAUCACAUAUUGUCAUAUGGAAAACCUUCAUUUUUAUUAUUUAGCAUUGUUGCUUAUGAAAUUUGUUUGAAAAAUAUUAUAUUUAGGCUUUUAAAAAAUAAACAAGAUGCUCAACAUUUUUUUCGAACACCUGGACAAGUUGGUGUUUAUGAUAUUAUCAAAAUUGCACAAAAAUUAGAUGCCAAUGUGUCUAAAAGAAAUCAUCCAUCAAGAUAUCUUUUAGAUGAGUUUGAAUUUUUGCCUGAAAAUGGACCAUAUCCACCAUUUUUAAUGAAUGAAUUUCCAAAAUUUUUAAUAAGUGAUCAAGAAAAUAUAUCAAAAUUACAAAAACUUCAAGCUGAAGAGGUACUUGUUAAACAAAAAAAUUUAGAAGCCAAAAAAAGAGCAGAAAAAAAAAUGAUUAAUGAUGAAAUUGAACGUUUUUCAAAAGAAAUUCAUAAUCAAAGAUUAAAAGAAUUACAAAAAUGUUACAAUGAACAAUUAAAAUUAACAAAAUUAUCAUUAGAAAAUGAAAGAGAUGAAUAUCAACGAAUAACAUUAACAGAAAAUAUUGAGCAACAUAAAACAGCAAAUAAAAAUGACAAAAAAAAGACGAAAAAAUCUUUUCAAGAAUUACAAAAAAAUGUUGAUAAACUUGAGGAUGAAGUACAAUCAUUUUUAGGAUCAUUAAAAACUUCUAGAAAAUAAUAAUUAACUAAUUAGAUAUAUUACUUUAAAAUAUUUUUUUACUUGGAUUCUUUUUGUUUAUAUAAAUGAAAAAAAAUAUAUAUAUAAUUCUAUGUGGAAUAAUUGAUGGAGCAAGGUAAAAUUUAAAUCAUGCAAUUAUUUUAUUUAAAUGAUUACC